Messenger RNA from Mangifera indica (mango), 1213 nucleotides. Its product is annotated as 60S ribosomal protein L7-2-like. Gene Ontology annotation, cellular component: cytosolic large ribosomal subunit. Lineage: Eukaryota; Viridiplantae; Streptophyta; Magnoliopsida; Sapindales; Anacardiaceae. The transcript has 7 exons. Bases 114 to 845 code for a protein of 243 amino acids. The record is from RefSeq and is a predicted model, not a curated record. Gene Ontology annotation, molecular function: structural constituent of ribosome; RNA binding. Gene Ontology annotation, biological process: maturation of LSU-rRNA from tricistronic rRNA transcript (SSU-rRNA, 5.8S rRNA, LSU-rRNA).
UUUGGCCUAAAAAAACCCUACCUAUGCCACGCCCUUCCUUUAUAUAACUCUUUUGCGGCCGGCCUUUCCUCUUGAUCCGUUUCCACCUUGAGCUUACACACUGAACAACUAAGAUGGGUGAAGAAGCCAAAGUAGUGAUCCCAGAGUCAGUAUUGAAGAAGCAGAGGAGGAAUGAGGAAUGGGCUCUUGUAAAGAAGCAGGAGCUUGAAGCUACCAAGAAAAAAAAUUCUGAGAACAGGAAGCUGAUCUUUAAUAGGGCUAAGCUUUAUGCAAAGGAGUAUGCAGAACAGGAAAAAGAGCUAAUUCAAUUGAAGCGUGAAGCCAAGUUGAAGGGAGGCUUCUAUGUUGACCCUGAAGCUAAGCUUCUGUUUAUAAUUCGCAUUCGUGGUAUCAAUGCCAUGCACCCUAAGACAAGAAAGAUCUUGCAGCUCUUGCGUUUGAGACAGAUAUUCAAUGGAGUUUUUCUUAAAGUGAACAAAGCAACAAUGAACAUGCUGCACAGGGUUGAACCUUACGUGACUUACGGAUACCCCAAUUUGAAGAGUGUUAGGGAAUUGAUUUACAAGAGGGGAUAUGGUAAGCUGAACAAGCAAAGGAUUGCAUUAACUGAUAACUCAAUUGUUGAGCAGGCUCUGGGCAAGUAUGGAAUCAUCUGCAUGGAGGAUCUGAUCCAUGAGAUUAUGACAGUUGGAUCCCACUUUAAGGAGGCUAAUAACUUCCUAUGGCCAUUCAAGCUGAAGGCACCUUUGGGUGGUUUGAAGAAGAAGAGGAACCACUAUGUCGAAGGAGGCGAUGCUGGUAACAGGGAGAAUUACAUCAAUGAGCUCAUCCGAAGAAUGAAUUAGCGUUUUUCAUGUCUUGCCAUUUAGGGUUAUUAAGGUGUUUGUUCUAGUGUCCUUUAGGUUCUUUAGCAACCAGAUUUUAAAUCUUAAUUUUUGAGUUUAAAAGACUCUGAUAAUCUUAUACUAAUUUUUAAAUGUGACUGUCUCUAUCUCACUCUUUAUACACCAAAAAACAUACCCUAGAUAAUUUUAUAAAUAAUUGAAAGAUGAAGAGCUCUCUUUAAGCUCGAGUGAGAGUUGAGAUUUGUGCUUCCUAGAGGAGCUGUAUGGAAGUCACAACUUGAAACUAAAACUUGUAAUAUGUUAGGAAUUUGAUAUUUAGUAUUUAUCCAUUAAGUUCAAGUUUAAUAACAUUCAUAGUUUAUAUAGUA